This is a messenger RNA of Galleria mellonella (greater wax moth), 2226 nucleotides long. RefSeq names its product tyramine/octopamine receptor-like. NCBI's taxonomy places the organism in Eukaryota, Metazoa, Arthropoda, Insecta, Lepidoptera, Pyralidae. Gene Ontology annotation, molecular function: octopamine receptor activity. The coding region runs from base 226 to 1617 and encodes 463 amino acids. Gene Ontology annotation, biological process: adenylate cyclase-activating adrenergic receptor signaling pathway. Gene Ontology annotation, cellular component: membrane. The transcript has 2 exons. The record is from RefSeq and is a predicted model, not a curated record.
UUAUGUUAGAAGUGAAAGAAUGUAAUAAAAAUCUAGGUACUUAAAUAUAGAGGCCAGAAGCCAGCCACAUCUAGGUAGUUUGUUAGACUCAAGUUGUUGACAGUUACAAAAAUAUCUACACUACAAACCCAGUCUGCGGUGGACCGCUUAGGAAACAAGUUUCUUUAUGAAUUCAUAAUUGAACCUGGUUAAUCAUUGAAUCUCAUCAAUAUUGACUACUAAGCAAUGAUCAAUGAAACUUAUCAGUGGGAAUUUGUUCACAAUUUAACUUCAGAAUUCAUUGAAGAUGAUAAUUUAUAUUCACUCAAUUCAACUUUAGAAACCAAACUGUCAUGUGGUUCUGGAAAUGACUAUUUAUAUAACUCAAGUUUUGGAAUUGAAACUGCGGUUCCGGAAUGGGAAGCAGUGACGACAGUAUUGAUAUUAUCGAUAGUAAUACUCGGUACUAUUUCUGGGAAUAUUCUUGUAAUAUUGAGUGUUUUUACAUACAAACCUUUACGGAUAGUGCAAAAUUUUUUUAUAGUGUCAUUAGCAGCAGCUGAUUUAGCAGUGGCGGUGUUAGUGAUGCCACUUAACGUGGCAUAUUCAACUUUGGGUAGAUGGAUUUUAGGCAAACAUUUGUGCAAAAUGUGGCUUACCUGUGACAUAAUGAGCUGUACGUCAUCCAUUUUAAAUCUAUGUGCUAUAGCUCUGGACCGAUAUUGGGCAAUUACCGAUCCAAUAAAUUAUGCUAAUAAAAGAACUUUAAAGAGAGUGAUUCUCCAAAUAACUGGAGUUUGGAUUUUGUCGCUUAUUAUAAGCUCUCCACCUCUUUUAGGAUGGAAUGAUUGGCCAGAAGAGUUCACUACUGAGACUCCUUGUCAGUUAACCUCAGAACCAAGUUACGUGAUAUAUUCCUCCUUUGGUUCAUUCUUCAUUCCUUUGUUUAUAAUGACUAUAGUAUACAUAAAAAUUUAUGUAGCCACUAGGAAAAGAUUGAGAAAGCGUUUAUUAGUGUCACGAAUACAGAAACCAGUAGUUAAUGGCUUAAAUCAAGAAGAGAGUCAAGAAAGAGAUGAAUCGGAUAAUGAUUCCGAUAGCGGAGAAAGCUUUAAACGGCAACGAAGAGCCUUUAUAGAUUUUAAGAAAAAUUUUUUUGUACCUCUUUUGUUAAUGAAUGAUUCAGUAUCAAGACAAAGAAUUGAAACCAACAUUCAACCACUACAAGCUGAGUCUUCGACAGAUGACUGUAAAAAUUACACUACGAAAGUACUGGGAUCAUUCAGAAAGUUAAGUAAUAAAAAGAAAAAAUAUGAAAAGCCUUUGUUAUCAAGUGUUACCAAAAGUGGUGAUAUGGUUCAUCAAUUCAUAGAGCAAAAACAGAAGAUAUCUUUGUCAAAGGAGAGACGUGCUGCUCGGACUCUUGGUGUGAUUAUGGGCGUGUUUGUUAUUUGCUGGUUACCGUUUUUUGUUGUGUAUUUGGUAUUACCUUUUUGUCCCUGGUGUUGUCCCACUAAUCGAUUAAUCAAUUUCAUAACAUGGCUUGGCUAUAUAAAUUCGACUGUUAACCCUAUAAUUUAUACCAUAUUUAAUUUAGAAUUUAGGAAAGCCUUUAAAAGAUUAUUAGGAAUAAGGUAAUUCACAAAAUUCAAGGUGAUUUUGUAAAUACAUAUUUGGGUGUAGGUUUAAGUACCUAAUUGACAAUGUCUAUAUCAUGUAGAGAAAACAAAGUUACGCAUUUAUGAAAAAAAGUAUUGUUUUUUUUGUUAAUAAUAAUGGCUCAAGUAAAAUUGUAAAAUAUUAUCAAGUGGCAGUAGUAGAACGUAAGUAAAUAUAAAUUUUAUUUAUUAAAAAUAAUAGAUAUGUUAUCCAAUAACAUAGUGUAUAUUUUAGUAUAUAUUAGAAAAUAUUUUAUUAGCUUAAUGUAGAUAUCGGAGAAUAAUAAAAACUGGCCACUGAAAAUUGUGUCAUUCUUAUUUAGAGUUCAGUGCUAUUUUCUUAUAAAAUAGAACAGUGAAGCUUAGCAUUCAUCUAAUUGUGCCCCAACAAUAACGAGAAGUAGCUGACUUGAGGUUUUGUCAAGUACUCCUAUGUUUUGUUAGCUGACGAAUGAGUCGCCCUUAGCUAGUCUUGAAAUAUAUAACCUGCGAGACGCGGUGUGUUUGUACAUAAAUAUGUAGUACACAAAAUGACUAACUAUAGUGUAUUUACCACUUAUUGUUCACGAAUUGUAGUUACGAUCGUUUC